CAAUCCAAUAAACCAUUUCGCCAUGGGAGAAGAACCUGAGCAUUGUAUGUUUGGUUGACUAUAGUACGAGUAGUGAAUAAGUUUUGUUGAAUAAAUUUAUCAGCUGAUGCUGAAACAUGGCCCAAAAUAAUAUUAAAGUACUGCUCGGUUUUGAAGACGAACUCAUUACUGAGAAAUAUAAAAACCAAGUUAACUUCACCACCAAUAAAAUUGGAGGAAAACCUGAUUUACCAAGCAAUAUCAAGCUUGAGCCGCCAAUCUGUCCCCUGUGCCAACUACCAAGGCCUUUGGUAGUCCAGGUCUAUGCACCUCUGGAGUCCUCCCCAUACCACCGAACUUUAUACCUAUUCGCUUGCAUAAAUCCAAAUUGUUGGAAUCAAAGCGAAAGCUGGAUUUGUAUUCGGGUCCAGUCGCAGGAAAAACUAAUUGAACAUGAAGAACCAUCAGCUGCUGUAACUUCCAAAACUAGUGUAACUGACUGGUGUGCAGAUGCUGAUGAUUGGGAUGAUAACAACGCCAACAUGAACGAAGAAAACGGCAAUUUAAUAAAUAACAUUGAACGAGUUUCGGACGAAGAUGACGAAAGUUGCAGUUUUGAAGAGUCAGUGAGGACGGGACUUGGGAAUUUAACAGUGGACGAUAGAAAUGCAAAUAAUGGAGCGUUUGGUGGUGCCGUAGGCCGGCUGCACUCGCCCUCGGCCACCGCGGAAAUCGAGGGCGACGAAGGCGAAGUUGUGACCAUCGAUAGCCCCGUUAUGCCCCAACAAGACAUCGUUGCCCUUCUGCAGGAAGCCACCCCUUUACCGCAGUUGCACGGGGACCCCCGCAAAUCCUCCCUUUUUCAAUUCAUUUCAUCGUUCAUGGGCGUGUGGGAGGAAACCGCUGGUGCGUCCACCAUCAGCGAUAGACACGUUAAAGAACUGUUACAAGAAUAUCAACAGAAAAACGAAGACGAUAUGAAUUUAGUGAGUCCUGACACUGGAGGGGCGUCCGCACAAAUCGCCGAUAACGUGUACGAAAAGUACGAAAAAAGCAAUCCAGCUCAUGGCGAUAAAAUGUUUCACCACUUUCUCUCAAAGAUUCAGAUGAAUCCUAGUCAGAUUUUGAGGUAUAAUAGGGACAGCGCCCCACUGCUCUUGUACCCUUUACAAGGGCUUCAAACGACGUGCAAUUACUGUAAAGGCGAUUUAGUUUUCGAAUUUCAAGUUUUGCCAACGAUUAUUCCAAAGCUGAAAUUGGUGGGCGAUGCCAAACAUUGUUCAAGACUGGAGUUCGGGACUGUUUUAGUAUUUACAUGUCGCAAGAGUUGCUGGUCAACCGAUACGAAUACGAGACAUGAGACUGUCAUUGUACAAUCAGAAGUUUACUGAAUAUUAUGCAAUAUCGCGGCGAAAAAAUUCCACCAUUGCUUGCCACUCUUUGUUUGUUGUAAUUUCGUGUUUAUUACAUCACAAAGCGAUUAGGGCGGGUCAUACUUUUCUUCCAAAAAUAGAGAAUGUAACGUAAUUAUUGUAGUCUCAGGAAUUGUGCAAUUCGCAAGUUUUUUGCCUUCAUAAAAAUAUUACAGUUGGUGUUACGGUAAUUUUAUGCUCUUUAACGUAGGCGCUCCGAAACUAUUUUCUGAGUUUUUGCAACUUAUUAUCGCUCAGAUGGUGGAGUCAAUCAAUCAUUUUCCAUCAUUUAUUCAUAAAAUAAAUACAAUAAAUUAGUUUCCUGUUGGUUAAAAAACGAACGCUCAGUACGUCCACAACGUUCUAUAAAAAAUUAAGUAUACAACAAAUCAUUAAGUACGUAUUUCCUGCACUAGAACAAUAUCAUAAUACGUUAUCGUGACUUUUUUAUGACUAUCGUAGAAACUGAAACAUUUUCUAGUACCUACCUAAAUAAAAUUAAUUUGUUCGCAUACAUUUAAGUGAUAUAACCACAAUAAAGCGUUAUUUACAA
Molecule: messenger RNA, 1944 nt
Organism: Tribolium castaneum (red flour beetle)
Lineage: Eukaryota; Metazoa; Arthropoda; Insecta; Coleoptera; Tenebrionidae
Gene: trus
Product: toys are us
Exons: 4
Coding region: 117-1370 (417 amino acids)
Biological process (GO): apoptotic process
Cellular component (GO): cytoplasm
Source: RefSeq, a predicted model, not a curated record